AUGAUCGCUGAUGGAAAAUACCGCAAUACUGCACUGAGUCGCAACACGUGGAAGAAGUUGAUCGGCUUACAGUCCUCCUCACAGACCAACUGUAACAAAGAAAGCCUCAAUACUGCGGGCAGUUCCAAAGGCUAUUCUAAAGCAAGAAUUGGUAUUCUCGGAAAUAAUCAAAAGGACUGCACAACCACUGAUUCUUUAAUCGGCUUUGGAAUGGGAGGAUAUCAGGAUGACGCCAUCUCUUGUGGAAAUUAUGCAAUAAAAGGAUACACAUCGGACAGUGGAGAGAAGCACAUCAAAGUUAUGGGAUAUAUUUCGGUGCAGUGACAAGGGAAUCGUUGAAAUAUCCGUGACAUGGCCUUCGAGCAAUGCCCAAAGUAAACUCAAAUUUGUAAAUGUAGCUCAAGGGGUUAAAGCUAAUGAAAAAAAGUCUGAUACCGUUUAACUAGUUUGGACUUUCGUUCGUUUACCGUUGACAUCCAGUUCAUGAUCAAAAUUAUUUCCUGACAAUUUUCAAUGGUUGUGAUAAUAUAAUAAUUGCUGGAAGUUGGGAUUUCACAUGAAUAAAAAAUUGGCGCAAAAAAAUAUUCCUUGUCAAUGACGUAUACAUAUUUGUGAUAUGAUCCACUGAAUAAUUCACAACAAAACUUAGUUUCAAACUAAGAUUUGAGAUGAUGUUUGACCAGUAUGUGUCAGCAUACAUCGGAUCCUUCCAUCGUUAAUCUGUUAUAAAAUGGUCACGAAUAAUUCCCCAAUAGAGAACAGUAAGAAAAGUUUAUGAUCGAAAAUUGAUUAUCCCUUCACUAAAAUUGCGCACAAUAAUACUCCUAUUGAUAUUUCAUUAGCGAUAAAAUCUCAACACGGAAGAGGUUGCUACUCUUAGGUCUAAAUUCUAAUUCUCCUUCAUGACAACAGUUUUAUUCUGAGUGUCACUCAGUUGGUACACAAAGACAGCAUUUUUUGUACUCAUCUCUAGUUGGUCACUUUCGCGGUUGUUGAACGAUUCGCUGCUACUAGUAGCAGGAGAAUAAAUUACCUAAUGGAACACACCCUUCCCCAAGAUAUGCCUCGGCAUGAAGAUCAGCCCAGAGCAAGAGUUGGUAUUCUCGGAAAUAAUGAAAAAGACUGCACAAGCACUGAUUCUAGAAUCUACUUUGGAGCGGGAGGAUACCAUGACGACAACAGAACAUGCGAAGGUGUUGUUAAGUUCCAAAUAGAGAUGGAAACAAUUUUGGCGGUGGUUUUGAUCUUAGACUACGCAAAAUUUGGUUAUUAAACGUAGCGGUCCAGCAGAUUACAACUCAGAAAUGAACAAAGCUGCUUGAUUGUUCUUAUCAUCGUUAUGAUAUCUCUUGCUUCACUACGUUCUUGUCCCGACUCUUGUACUGUCCCUAAUAAUCAUUUUAGAGCAUUGACGGAUUAAUUAACCCUUUACCUCUCAAGAGAGAAUUUCUCCUUACAAUAUCAAGCAUAGCAGUGAUGGGAAUAAAGAAAAAUAUCAAUUCGGUGUUAUUAGUUAAACACGGCUGUGACGUUUAAGAUUAGUGCGUGUCUCAGAAAACAGAAGUAGUAAGCACGGGCAUUUGUGUUUACAUAACCUAAUAAAGACUAGAAAAGGUUUAAAAAACACUUUUCGAUAGAAAAUCCAUAAAAUCCAUGACAGUCCUUUCAGUUUAUAAUACACAUGUUACGAAUUCUCCCUACCCAAUCAUCUUGAGCCAGAAAGGUUAAAAGACUAUAAAUUUAAGACUAUAAAAGUAUUCAAUUUAUUCAUAUUUGUCAGAGUUCAUUUGUUUGUAUUUUGGCGCUGUAACACCUUCAUCUUGUGUCUUUUUGUCUCCACGUAGUUAAUAAGUUUCUUUUAUUCAUGCUCACCACUUUUUUAUUAGACUUUCAGCCAAUUCCCGCCUGUGAUUUUUUUCGGUUACCGUAAAGAAGUCUGAUUACAAGUAUCUCGCUGCUUGCGUCUUACCGAAAGUGUUUUCAUGAUGAAACUGCAAACUUAGAACAAGAAAAACAUGGAGAACUUGGCUGAUAACCCAAUCAGCAAGUACAUGAAAGUUUUUUAUUCAAUACAUAUUGUAGUGACUACUCUAUAAUGUUCUGAAACAUUUUAAAACGCUACUAACAGCUGAUAGCAUUAAUGUCACAGUUCUAUGUAGACAUAUAAGUUUACAAACCAAUUCACGUCGGCGAGGAACAGAUCUCCUAUUUACUAGCCAAGCUUUGUUUGAAUUAAGAAAAAUGUGCCCUGUGUUUGAAAUUUGGCCUGAUGUCGCAUGCCCAAGACCAUGAGGCUACUUUACCCUUAUGCAGAGCCCAAGAACCCACAUAUGAUAUACAUGGAUACGGUUCUUGGCCGUCUACUGUACAUUUCGUAUAGAAAUUUACUUGUAAUCGACUUAGCGGGCAGUAAAUUUGCAAAUCAAUGGAUUAAGUUUAUUUAAAUUGUAAAUAGUAACAACCUAUUUUAUGAAUACCGUGCAAGAAAUAGUCUUGACGAUUCAAGGAUAAUGUUCCAGAGUCCAAUGCCAAAGAUAUUUUUCGAUGACUUUGCUCCUUAAAUAGUCGUUUCGCAUGCUAAUAGGCAUCCCUCAGAACUAAGGUUAGAAAUAACGAAACAAAAUCGGCGAAGCUGAUGAAAAUACAAUAAACAUUAGCUUUCAAUCCGCAUCAGGAAUUAAAAAAGGCUUCCUUUGCGUGCUCAGCCCUUAAAAGCUCUGAUAUCGAUUUGAUACGAAAACUGAUGUCAAAAACUGAACCGAGCAUACGAAAUUGCAACUGGAAUUAACCUUUUUUAGGAGAAACGGGUUGUCUGUUUUCUUUGCUCUGGCUUACUAGUACACUAUUUAAUUUACCCAGCCGAGGAAGAAGCAAGCCAUGUAAAUAAAUUUUGGUACUUGAUGAAAUAAGAUGGAAAAAAAACUAAAUCGAACGAAAGAAAUAACUUCAUCAAAGUUAUGAAAACUAAAUAUUGACUAUUGGGUUAAAACUCGGAACAGGGUCAUUGGAUUGCCGCCAACAUCAAGAAUAUUUUCGAGUCAGGUAAACAUUUGCUGAUACACAUACAUAAGGUUACGAGCUAGCUACUCAUAACAGACAAAAGAUUCACAGAGUCCUCUUAUUCUCAUAAAGCUACGACAACUCGUCAAAAUGAGUGGGCUGUUCCAAGUUUGUAUCACCGCUGUCUUCCUUUUGCUGACCGUAAAUGGAGACAAAUCCUCCUCUCCAGCUUGCGCCAAACCAUACGACCAAAUGAUGGCCUGUAACCUUAUCUGUAACAUGAUUCAAGACUCGGACGCCAAUGAUGCCAUGAAAAUGUUACAAACCAGACUCGAAAGUCUAACUGCAGCAAUGAAGAAUCGUUCUCCUCCACUUCCAGGUAGUCCAACCAGACUGGAGGAAUUUCAGUGUCUCGCGUAGCAACUCGCGCUAUUGAUUUGAGGGUUGAAACAACAUGUGCGAUUUUUUCAAAAGCCACACAAACGGCUCUCGUUUUUGUUUUCAAACCCUGCUUUCCACCAUUAUUAAGCGUUUAAGAAUGAUGAAACCUAAUUUUUAAAAUAAUAACCUGCACUGUUCUUUUCAUUUCACCAGCGUCGUCAUGCAAGGAACACUACGAAAAAUACAAGUAAAUGAAUAGUGAUACAAUCAUAACAAAAUUAAUGCAAAUAUAUCCCGUGCUGUUAUGUUUAAGAUAAGUUGAUCUUUUUUAGGCGCUUCCUUUUGGUUUUUUACAAUGGCGAUAAUGAAUUUUGUGAACACUGGUAUUUUUGUUGUCCACAGGUCGACAAAGAGUCAAGUUUACCCCCUAAUAUUUGGUUCACAAAACGUUCCUGUUUACUGUCACAUGGGAAGCUUUGGAUGCGGAGAUGGAGGAUGGACUUUGGCCAUGAAGAUUGACGGCAAGAAGGUAUACUACUUUACUAUCAAGGAAUACCACUGUUGUAAACUAUACACCACUAUAACUUUCCUUUUCUCAACAUUUCAGAAAACCUUCCAUUAUGAUUCCAAGUUUUGGAUCGACAAAAAUAUCUACAACCUUCCCGGAGGAAAGACUGGCUUUGACUCAGAGGAGACCAAAUUACCAACCUACUGGAACACACCCUUCUCCUAUGCCUUCUCCCGAGAUAUGCCUCGGUAUGAAAAUCAACCAACAGCUCAGGUUUAUUGUCAUCAACAAGCAGGCAAGCUCUCUCCACUCACUGAUCGCUGAUGGAAAAUAUCGCAACACUGCACUGGGUCGCAACACGUGGAAGAAGUUGAUCGGCUCACAAUCCUCCUUACAGGCCAACUGUAACAAGGAAGGCUUCAAUGCUGCGGGCAGUUCCAAAGGCUAUUCUAAAGCAAGAAUCGGUACUCUCGGAAAUGAUCAAAAAAACAGCGGGACCACUGAUUCCAGAAUCGGCUUUGGAACAGGAGGAUAUCAGGAUGACACCAUCACUUGUGGAAAUUAUGCAAUAAAAGGAUACACAUCAGACAAUGGAGAGAAGCACAUCAAAGCUAUGGGAUAUAUCUUGGUGCAGUGA
Molecule: messenger RNA, 4526 nt
Organism: Pocillopora meandrina
Lineage: Eukaryota; Metazoa; Cnidaria; Anthozoa; Scleractinia; Pocilloporidae
Source: the annotation of a GenBank genome assembly